Megalobrama amblycephala (Wuchang bream) is the source of this 1258-nucleotide messenger RNA. It is a transcript of the gene vma21, whose product is annotated as vacuolar ATPase assembly factor VMA21. Gene Ontology annotation, cellular component: endoplasmic reticulum membrane. Gene Ontology annotation, biological process: vacuolar proton-transporting V-type ATPase complex assembly. The record is from RefSeq and is a predicted model, not a curated record. Bases 124 to 438 code for a protein of 104 amino acids. Lineage: Eukaryota; Metazoa; Chordata; Actinopteri; Cypriniformes; Xenocyprididae. The transcript is spliced from 3 exons.
UAAUCCAAAUCAUGUGACAAAGACCCGGAAGAGCAAAUCAUUCAAGAUGUCGCAGCACGGAAUUAUGAGCGAUUGAGUUCCUCUCAUUUUUUGUUCUUUUUUGUCCAUGAAUAAAAAUACACAAUGCAAAAUUACGACAAGACAGAUGUCGGCUCCGUUCCCGGAACCGCGCCUGAUUUCAGAGGGAAUGACGGUUCUCUUGUCUCUGUGCUCAAGACACUAUUGUUUUUCACUAUUCUGAUGAUAACUCUCCCCAUCGGACUGUAUUUUACAUCAAAGUCUUUUCUCUUUGAAGGCUCUCUGGGUUACUCCAGCAAUGACAGCUAUUUCUAUGCUGCCAUCGUUGCUGUGCUUGCCGUCCACGUGGUUCUGGCGCUCUUUGUUUACGUUGCAUGGAAUGAAGGAUCACGCCAAUGGAGAGAGGGAAAACAGGAUUAACCUAAACUGGAAGCAGCAGGGAGAGAUGGAAACGCGCACAUGUCUUAUUCCAUCAUGAACCAGAAUAUCAUAAUGGAGUGACACCCUCUGUGUGUGUGUGUUUAAUUUUCUCCUGAAUGUCUCAGCCUUUCAGAGAGAAGAUGCCUGAUUACUUCUUCAUCUCAUGUUAUGGUCGAGGUCAUCUUUUGGUCUGGCUGGAGAUUGUGUCAGGUUUUAAAUGUAAUCUGUGUUUUUGUGCAGGGAUAAUAAAAGACUGUAGAGAAGACAAACUGUUCUCAUGAAAAUGCGUUGUUCAUGCAGUGUCAUUAUCUGCCCCCAUUUCAGCCUAGCCAAUAAAUUAAAUCUGUUGAUUCAGAACUGGAUUCAAGCUGUUGUUCUGCAUGAUUUCAGUGUCUUCCCUUGUAUUGUUUUUUUACACAAACACCAUGUAGACAGUUGGUGAGUUAAAGUUAAAACUAGUGUGUGUCUGUGUAAUUAAGUUAAAAUAAAUUCCAAGGUCAUUUCAUGUUUUAUUUAUCAAUUAAAGCUGUUCUUUGGAACUCUCAUUUUCUCAGUUCUUGCUGGAAAUUCACACUCUUGAAGCCCAAAGAGUAUUAUAUAACAUUUUAUAAUUUAUACGUUUUGUAUAAAAUGACAGAUGUUGAGUGGGAUAAUAGUUAAUAUGUUCUUUGUUCUGUAUUUUGGAUCAGUGUAGCCAACAAAUCAAUACUCUUUAUCACAGCAUUAAUCAGAAUUGCCUGUAAUAUCUAUUAAUGAAUCACAUAAAUAUUUGAUGAUAACAAGGGAAUCAAAAUUUAAUAAACUGAAUCCUGAACCCUUC